This is a messenger RNA of Polyodon spathula (Mississippi paddlefish), 3146 nucleotides long. Its product is annotated as homeobox protein Hox-D9-like. NCBI's taxonomy places the organism in Eukaryota, Metazoa, Chordata, Actinopteri, Acipenseriformes, Polyodontidae. The coding region runs from base 76 to 879 and encodes 267 amino acids. The record is from RefSeq and is a predicted model, not a curated record. The transcript is spliced from 2 exons. Gene Ontology annotation, biological process: DNA-templated transcription; proximal/distal pattern formation; anterior/posterior pattern specification. Gene Ontology annotation, cellular component: nucleus. Gene Ontology annotation, molecular function: DNA-binding transcription factor activity, RNA polymerase II-specific; RNA polymerase II cis-regulatory region sequence-specific DNA binding.
AAAAUACUAUGAUUGUUCAGAGGGAAGGUAUCUGUAACAGUAUAACCUUUUAUAUCACUACGAAGGGCUCCAAAAAUGUCGAGCAGUGGUACACUUAGUAACUAUUAUGUUGAUGCUAUCAUAGGGCAUGAAGCAGAGGACGUUUAUGGGGCGAGGUUCGCACAGGGAGCGCACAGCACGACCUCAAGGCCAUCAGGUGUGGGAGAUAGUCCUGAUUUUUCCUCUUGCAACUUUGCGCCCAAAUCUGCGGUGUUUUCCACGUCUUGGUCCCCAGUUCACCCUCAGUCUAGUGCCGCAGUGUCGGGGCUCUAUCAUCCCUACAUGCACCAGUCACAUCUUGCCGCAGCAGAAAGUAGAUAUGUACGUUCUUGGAUCGAUCCACUCUCCACUUCGGUUUCUUUUCCCGGCUUCCAUCCCAACAGUCGGCAUUACGGGAUCAAGCCAGAAACUUUGCCAUCAUCCAAGAGGACAGAGAGCUCUUCUUUUGAGGCACAGGCUCCAAGCAUCCCCGACUUCACGAGCGCUUCUUUUUCAGAAAGUAAGGACAAGCCAGCCAAAGCGAAAGAACCUUUCAGCAGCGACAUUUCCAGCAACAGCGAGCUCAUGGAUGAAACGCAACAGCAACUUGACCCAAGCAACCCUGCUGCAAACUGGAUCCACGCUCGCUCGACAAGGAAGAAACGCUGCCCGUAUACCAAAUACCAGACUCUGGAACUGGAAAAAGAAUUUCUUUUUAACAUGUAUCUCACUAGAGAUCGGCGUUACGAGGUUGCUAGAAUUUUAAAUUUAACCGAAAGACAAGUAAAAAUCUGGUUUCAGAACAGAAGAAUGAAAAUGAAAAAGAUGAACAGAGAGAAGGGCAACAAGGAUCUUAACUGACGCAAGAAUAGGCUUGCUAGAAAGUAAAUGUUAGAGGACUUACAAACUGUCUCUCCAUUCCGGAUGUAUAUGUGAUAUAUAGUGUAUUAUUAUUUGCGUGUGUUAAUUCAGCUGAAUGUCGCGUUUUUGCUUAAAAAAUAGCCAUGGAAUGCUGAAUGGAAACAUCGUUGAAAUUGUGAUAUAGAUUAAUAGUGCGGUGGGUUAUGCCAAAAAAAAAUAAAAAUAAAAUUAAUGUAUAUUAAAUCACUUAGGCUAGUUAAGUAUCGGCUGUGGGGUUAAUUUAUAUUCAAUACUUAGCAGGAAUUUGCAAGAUAUAUUUCCCUUAGUUAACGAUAAUAAAAUGAAACCGUAUUAUUUGCAACAUGUUUUAAUCAAGAGCGGGUUAAGAAUAUUAAUGCAACACAGUAAUAAGCGUGGAGAAGUACAACACAUCACCUUAUCCGAGCCGGUAAGGGCAAUGUUUACAUGUAGGAGGUUUUGGAAAUGUAUGUUUCUUCAAUCCUCACAGCUGUAUAAUCGAUUUUUUUUUUUUUUUUUUUGUAUUUUUUGUUUUGUUUACUUUAAUUACAUGUUGUAAAUGUAAGAUUACACAGACCAGGUUUGAAAAGUUUUAAAUGAAAGCUGUGUAGAUUUUUUUUUUAAAACGAUAUGUGUAUAAAUUGAUUUUUUUUUUUCCAAACAUACGUCAGCAUCAAAACAAUUACAUCCGUUCGACAAAUAUAUAAAUAUAGCUGAUAUAUUAGAAAAGAGGUACCAAAUAAGGUACCAGAUGUUUUUAUUCUGAAACCUACAUUUUGCCUUUCAAAGAAAAUAUCCAGGACCCUACGCAAAAAGAACAAAGAAAUCCACUUAAAUAACUAAGUUCACGGUUUUAGACACAUGGGCAGCACGUGCAUCAUUAUGUAAACGGAAAGAGUUACCAUAGAGUUGCAAUUUAGAGUUAAAACAAUGUCUUUUAACUAGUGCGCGCGCGCGUGUGUGUGUGUGUGUGUUGUGUGUGUGUGUGUGUGUGUGUGUGUGUGUGUAACCAGGUGGGUCAUUUUGUCUUUAAUGUGAAGAAAUCGCAUUGCCGCAUUACAAUUAUAAACACUAAUAUUGUGUAGCAUUGAAUAUGCAAGCGUCUUUUUUCUUAUUAUUCUCUCUGACCACUGGAACAAACAUCAAGAUACUCAUUUAACUUGACGUAGUUAACGUUAUUACUAUACCUUUAUUAAGUUUAUCAUGUAUUUAUUUAAGGCAUUUGAUGCAAGUAUUGUAUAGACUCUGUGUAGUUUCCUUUUUAAAAUAGGAGGGUAUCCAUGCUCAGUGUGCAGUCUGUGAUUAUAACCUUAUUUUUAACAAAAAAUUGCAACUAUGUUUACGUCCCAUUAUUGAAUGCAUUGCUUUUUUUGGAAGAAGACAGCUAACCUAUCCAACGUUACUUAUUAGCAUGUCUACCAAAAGUAUUAGGCCUCUUUAAUUUGUAAUGCCCUUAUAUGGUGUUGAGGAACAAUAGGACAGCAAUUUCGCAAAAUAUGCUAUCUUGAUUUACUUUAAGAUUGAAAUAUAAAAUAAAAUAAGAACAUAUUCUGUCAUCUUUGUCACAAACACACACACACACACACACACACACACACACUCACACACACACAUACACACACACACACGCACAAGAGAGUAAUAAAGAUUGAAUUGCAUUUUAUGCGGAAGUUUGUUGGUAAAUCAUCAGUAAAUGUAAAAAUAAAAUAAAUAACCCACAAGUGUAGUCUGCUAGCUCAUUUAGAAGCUAUUGUUUACGUGUAUACCGCUAAUAAAGUGUUUACGAUUGGCAAGGUGCUGCAUGGAUUGUUACUGAUUGUGAAGCCUGUACCUACAAUGCUAUUCGAACAGGAAGGAAUGGGGUACAAUAAAGCCAUAUAACCGACUAGACGUCUGGUCUAAAUGAGUUUAUGGAAGCAAGUCGUAAUUGUACUCUUCUUUGAAACCUUCCUAUUUGUGUGUUUGUCUCUGUUGCUGACAAACAGAAAUGCAGACACGGUGUAAAGGGGUGUCUGGUAGAUACUUUGUAUUUUCACAGAAAGGCCAGAAAGAUUAAAGGAAGUUGCUUUUACUUUAAUAUGAAGAUUAUGCAUUGAUGAUUUGCUGAAAGGACAUUCUCUAGUAUGCUAUUAACACCGACAAACUAUCAGAAAUGCAGCAUUGUAUCUCUUUUUUUAAAUAACUAAAAUGUGAAUAGAAAAAAACAUAGGGUAUUCAAUGAAAACAGUGUGUGUUAACUGGUUUAAUGA